Molecule: messenger RNA, 3589 nt
Organism: Struthio camelus australis
Lineage: Eukaryota; Metazoa; Chordata; Aves; Struthioniformes; Struthionidae
Source: RefSeq, a predicted model, not a curated record
GGCUUGUGACACAUUCCUGUGAUGCGCGAGUCUGCUGCAAGCAAGGAUGGGAAGGUUGAAGUGACGAAAGAAGGUGUGAAGUUGUGCACCAUGGGACCUGGCAAAGUAUUCGGGGAGUUAGCCAUCCUCUACAAUUGCACCCGGACAGCAACUGUCAAAACUCUCGUAAAUGUGAAACUUUGGGCUAUUGAUCGGCAAUGUUUUCAAACAAUAAUGAUGAGGACAGGCCUUAUCAAGCAUACUGAGUAUAUGGAAUUUUUAAAAAGUGUUCCCACGUUCCAGAGCCUUCCCGAGGAGAUACUUAGUAAGCUUGCAGAUGUCCUCGAAGAGACGCACUAUGAAAGCGGAGAGUAUAUUAUAAGACAAGGUGCUCGAGGGGACACUUUCUUCAUAAUCAGCAAAGGAAAGGUGAAUGUUACUCGCGAAGACUCCCCCAGUGAAGAUCCAGUCUUUCUCCGCACUUUAGGGAAAGGAGAUUGGUUCGGAGAAAAAGCCCUUCAAGGGGAGGAUGUCAGAACAGCCAAUGUCAUUGCGGCUGAAGCCGUAACUUGUCUUGUCAUAGACAGAGACUCAUUCAAACAUCUGAUUGGCGGUCUAGACGACGUUUCCAAUAAAGCCUAUGAAGAUGCCGAAGCAAAAGCAAAAUAUGAAGCCGAAGCUGCCUUCUUCGCCAACCUGAAACUGUCUGAUUUCAACAUCAUUGACACCCUUGGAGUUGGAGGGUUUGGACGAGUUGAACUGGUCCAGUUGAAAAGUGAAGAAUCGAAAACGUUUGCCAUGAAGAUAUUGAAGAAACGGCACAUAGUGGACACGAGACAGCAGGAGCACAUACGGUCAGAGAAGCAGAUAAUGCAGAGCGCUCACUCGGACUUCAUCGUGAGGCUGUACAGGACGUUCAAGGACAGCAAGUAUUUGUACAUGCUGAUGGAAGCCUGUCUAGGUGGAGAACUCUGGACAAUUCUCAGGGACAGAGGUUCAUUUGAAGAUUCGACGACCAGAUUUUAUACCGCGUGCGUGGUCGAAGCUUUUGCCUAUUUGCAUUCCAAAGGAAUCAUUUAUAGGGACCUCAAGCCAGAAAACCUCAUUCUGGAUCAUCGAGGUUAUGCCAAACUGGUUGAUUUUGGCUUUGCAAAGAAAAUAGGAUUUGGAAAGAAAACAUGGACUUUUUGUGGAACUCCAGAGUACGUAGCCCCAGAGAUCAUCCUGAACAAAGGUCACGACAUUUCAGCAGACUACUGGUCACUGGGAAUCUUAAUGUAUGAACUCUUGACUGGCAGUCCGCCUUUCUCAGGCCCAGACCCCAUGAAGACCUAUAAUAUCAUAUUAAGGGGAAUUGACAUGAUUGAAUUUCCAAAGAAGAUUGCCAAAAAUGCUGCUAAUUUAAUUAAAAAACUAUGCAGGGACAAUCCAUCAGAAAGAUUAGGGAACUUGAAAAAUGGAGUAAAAGAUAUCCAAAAGCACAAAUGGUUUGAAGGCUUUAACUGGGAAGGGUUGCGAAAAGGAACACUGACACCUCCUAUAAUACCCAGUGUUGCAUCUCCGACAGACACAAGCAAUUUCGACAGCUUCCCUGAGGACAAUGAGGAACCGCCCCCUGAUGACAACUCAGGAUGGGACAUAGAUUUUUAAUGUAUCUCUCUUACCUGCUUCUGCCUUGCUGAAGACAGCUUCCUGGGACAUGGCUGCCAGCAAAACUGAAAGAAUUGGGGAGGAUUAGUGCUCGGGGUCACCAUGAUGCCUUGAUUGAUGCUGCUACAGUAACUACAGUGGCAUUAGGACUUCUUGCUUAGAUGACAAUAGUGCUCUUCAUGUUUUAUGUUCAAACUUAAAAUAGCAGUUGACAUGGUGGUCCUGAUGCAAAGCCUUUCACCAGUAAAGAAAUACAUUUUCUAUCACUGCAACAAUCUUGCUAUGCUCUAAUUAUAAAAGUGGAAAGAUACAUAGUGUAAGAUACACUUAAUUCUAGCUGCAAGGUACUGGCUUUAUCAGUAGGAUCAAUAGUAAAUUAUUAAGUACUGUAGCUAAGCACAGUACAGGAUUUGGGCUACUCCCACCCGUCAAACUCUGUAGGUCUUCUACCGUAGGCCAGUGUAGAAACAAAGGAGGACCACAAAAAUACUGGUCAGAGGGUUCAUGUCAAAGCAGUGGUAAAACUUGUCCUUUUUCUUUCCAAGCAGUUUUCAUGACGAGACUGAAUGUUACCGUUCCUCUUUCUUUUUGAUAAUCUUUUUUGAACCUGAUGUAACAAAAGCACAACUGCUAUAGAUUCUGUUAAGAACUGUUAAGGCAGAAAUGGGUCGCUUCUCGCAUACGGCUGAGAACAUAGUGUAACACAAGGGGUAUUUUUUUUUCCUUCCUUUUUGGUACAAAUACAUAAUUGCAUGGAAAAAAAUCAUAAAAUUAUCCAUUUCACAUAUAAAAUAGUGUUUAAAUAAUGGUCCUAUAAUAAAGUGUCAACAGCCAACCGGUCUGAUUGAUUAGCUAUUAGACAUGAAACUAAGCUUAACUUUUACCUUUUUAGAACCCAAAGGAAAAUAUAAGACCCAUAAUGUACUUUAUAGGUGCUAUGUACAUCCUUCAUCUGUGAAUAUGCCUAUUCAGUCAAUGACCAUUUCAGAAAUAUGUAGCAACAGGCAUUGUUUUCCAUCAUGCUCUAAGAACAGAAAACUUUUAAGUCUCCGUUCCUGCAUCUCUUCCAUGUUUAUUUCAAAGCCAAUUUUUAAAAAAAUGAAACAUACGGUAGGGGGGCCAGUGUGCUGGCUCUCUUUGGAAAACUGCACAUCGAAACGCAAUUCUAGUGCCGCACCAGAGUAAGUCAGAAGAUACUCACAGAAAAGUCAGUGGAAUUAAAGAGAAAAUUGUUCUUAGCUUAACAUAGACAUGUUGUGUUUUGCAUGAGAUUUACUGGUCUGCAUAUCCCCAAAGUACCAAGUCCCCAGUGACCAUGUUGUGGCACGGUCAUGGCUAGAGCUGAGCCACCUCAUAUAAAUAGGGAAAAGAGUACUACUACGCCUGCGCUUUUCCCUCGCUUCCACAGCUUUUCUGCCAGAACGACUCCUUUGCUUUAGAGAAGUCCCUUCUGAUUUAUCCUGAAGUGUAACGAAAAAGAUCCAGUCCGGUAUGCCUACGUGCCAGGGGCUCCUGAGGCUAAAGGUUUAUCCUGUCAUUCCUGCGUGAAGCAGGAGCUCUCAGAUUCUGUGACUGACGCCGCCGAAACCUCGUGAUAUCCAUGCCUGCCCCAAGGUUAGCAGAUGCUGUCCCGUUUGAUUGCAGAGUUAUCAAGAGCUAUUAUAGACAGCGGAAGUCAAAAGACCAACUUUUGCUAGCCCAUGCUACAUAGUUGCAAUGGGUUAUCUGCUCUAAUUAUGGGUGAAGACACUUAGGAAUUACCUCUUACGUUUCAGUAACUCCUGGGAAUUGCUGACUUCUAUGGUGUUUGUGUCAACAUACACAAGUAAUUUCAUUGCAGGGGUAUUUUUGCAAAGGAUAAGACUCCAGGCUUUGACCUUGUUCCCCUGAGUAGGAGUUUUACCUCAAAAAGGGGUGUGCUAAGAAAACACGCGCAUCAACCGUAAAAAAAAAAAAAAAA